Messenger RNA from Vicia faba (fava bean), 1845 nucleotides. The record is from the annotation of a GenBank genome assembly. NCBI's taxonomy places the organism in Eukaryota, Viridiplantae, Streptophyta, Magnoliopsida, Fabales, Fabaceae.
AUGGGUCACGAACACUCCAAACUCUCGUCGUCGUCGUCGUCGGAAUCGGAGGGAAAAGGAUCGCGUCUUGAUCGAUUCAAACACCGCCUUCACUUUCGCCGCAAAACUGCUUCUGCUACUAACGCUCAUUCCUCCACUAACAAACUCCUCUCCGCCAACAACUUCACCGGAAUCGCUCUCUUCGCACUCCUCCGUGCGGAGAUGCAGUUCAAGGAUAAAUGGAUCGCGUGUCUUUCACUUGGAGAACAAACUUUCCGUACCAAGUGUUCUGAAAAUACAGAUAAACCGGUUUGGAAUUCUGAAAAGAAACUUUUGUUGGAACAGAACGGGCCUCAUAUUGCAAGAGUUUCUAUCUUUGAGACCAACAAACUGUCCAGCAAUACUCUUGUUGGAUACUUGGAGAUUGAUCUGCUUGAGUUUCUAACCAAGGAUUCUGAUUCUGACAUUGAAAAAUUCAACGUUUUAGAUCCUUCAGUCCCUGGAAAAGUGGUUGGCAACAUCUCCAUUUCAUGCUCUGUAGAGGAUCCAAUUGAAACAGAAAAAGGCUUUGUUAGACGCAUUUUAUCCAUCGUGGACUACAAUGAAGAUGGGAUGCUUUCGUUUUCUGAAUUUUCUGAUCUGAUUGAUGCUUUUGGCAAUCAAUUAGCAACCAGCAAGAAAGCGGAGCUGUUCAAAGCGGCUGACAAGAAUGGAGAUGAUGCUGUGAGCAUGGAUGAACUGGCUUCUCUUCUUGCUUUUCAACAAGAAAACAGGGAGCCACUGUUGAAUUGCUGCCCUGUUUGUGGGACGGGAAACCAGGUGAUGGCUGGAGGAUUCUUGACAGAUAAGCAGGCUUCUUAUGGUUGGUUCUUCAAGUUGAGUGAAUGGGCCCAUUUCUCAUCCUAUGAUGUCGGUAUUCGAUCUGGAUCAAGUUCUUCCCAUAUUCUGGUAUAUGAUCGAAAGUCUCGAAGGCUUGUCGAGGAACAAAUUGACAAAAAGAUUGUUUUGUCAAUGAGGGCUAUUUAUCAGUCAAAAAUAGGUCUUGGUCUAAUGGACAUAGGGGUGAAGGAGCUCCUGCAAAACAUUUCUGAAAAGCAGGGAGCCAAAAUGGAUUCACUUGAAUCGGCUGCUGAUAUACCGAAAUUCAUUGAAUCUUAUAAGGGUCAAAUCAAUUUGGCUGAAGUCAAGUAUCCACUGGAACACUUUAAGACAUUCAACGAAUUUUUCAUUAGAGAGUUAAAGCCGGAUUCAAGACCAAUUGCUUCAGCUGAACACGACAAUAUUGCUGUAUGUGCGGCCGAUUGUCGUCUAAUGGCAUUUAAAUCAGUUGAUGAUAGUAUGAGAUUUUGGAUAAAGGGUCGAAAGUUUUCAGUUCAAGGCCUUCUAGGGAAAGAACUGUGUUCCAGUGCUUUUGUUGAUGGAACACUUGUGAUUUUCCGUCUGGCACCACAGGAUUAUCACCGUUUCCAUUUGCCGGUGUCAGGAAUUGUUGAGCAGUUUGUUAAUAUCCCUGGAUGCCUGUUUACCGUCAAUCCCAUUGCUGUAAAUAGCAAGUACUGUAAUGUCUUCACAGAGAAUAAGCGAGUUGUUUCAAUAAUUGAAACAGUAGAUUUUGGAAAGGUGGCAUUUGUUGCAAUAGGAGCUACAAUGGUUGGUAGCAUUACUUUCACAAAAACACAUGGCGACUAUGUCAAGAAGGGAGACGAGUUUGGAUAUUUCUCUUUUGGCGGAAGCACUGUAAUUUGUGUUUUUGAAAAGGAUUCAAUUGCAAUUGAUGAAGACCUUCUAUCAAAUAGCGCCAGAUCACUGGAGACUUUGGUUACUAUGGGGAUGAGAUUGGGUGUCUCCACGAGGAAUCUGUCUUGA